This is a messenger RNA of Meyerozyma guilliermondii ATCC 6260, 1575 nucleotides long. RefSeq lists its product as uncharacterized. The transcript has a single exon. Gene Ontology annotation, cellular component: membrane. Gene Ontology annotation, molecular function: ABC-type transporter activity; ATP binding. Gene Ontology annotation, biological process: transmembrane transport. NCBI's taxonomy places the organism in Eukaryota, Fungi, Ascomycota, Pichiomycetes, Serinales, Debaryomycetaceae. Bases 1 to 1575 code for a protein of 524 amino acids. The record is from RefSeq and is a predicted model, not a curated record.
AUGACCACCUAUGCUGACGCUUUAGUUGGUGUUGCUGGUGAAGGUUUGAAUGUGGAGCAACGUAAACGUUUGACCAUUGGUGUCGAGUUGGUUGCAAAGCCUAAAUUGUUGUUGUUCUUGGAUGAACCUACCUCUGGUCUUGAUUCCCAAACUGCCUGGUCUAUCUGUCAAUUGAUGAGAAAGCUUGCUGAUCGCGGACAAGCCAUUUUGUGUACUAUUCAUCAACCAUCUGCUAUCUUGUUGAAGGAGUUUGACCGUUUGCUUUUCUUGCAAAAGGGUGGAAGAACCGUCUACUUUGGUGAUUUGGGAGAAAACUGUUCGACUUUGAUCAACUACUUUGAAAAGUACGGAGCUGAUCCUUGUCCAAAGGAAGCAAAUCCCGCCGAAUGGAUGUUGCAAGUUGUCGGUGCUGCUCCAGGUUCGCAUGCCAAGCAAGACUAUUACGAGGUGUGGAGAAACUCUACCGAGUACCAGGAAGUUAACAGUGAAUUGGACCACAUGGAAACUGAAUUGUCUAAGCUCCCAAGAGACGAAUCUCCCGAAGCCCGCAAAUCGUAUGCCGCUCCAAUCUGGACCCAAUACUGGUAUGUCACCUGGAGAGUCAUUAUUCAAAAUUGGAGAACUCCCGGUUACAUUUACUCGAAAUUGUUCUUGGCUCUUUCGUCCGCUUUAUUCAAUGGUUUCUCGUUUUUCAAGGCUAACAAGUCGAUUCAAGGUUUGAACAAUCAAAUGUUUGCGGUUUUCAUGUACAUGGUUCCAUUCAACACCUUGGUUCAACAAAUGUUAACUUACUUUGUGAGACAAAGAGAGGUUUAUGAAGUAAGAGAAGCACCCUCCAAGACGUUUAGUUGGUUCGCAUUUAUCACAGGUCAAAUCACUUCUGAAAUUCCUUUCCAAGUUGUUGUUGGUACCAUAGCAUUUUUCUGUUGGUACUACCCAGUUGGUCUUUAUCAAAAUGCUGUUCCUACUGACACUGUGAACGAACGUGGUGCCUUGAUGUGGCUACUCUUGACAUCUUUCUUCGUUUACACUUCCACCAUGGGUCAGAUGUGUAUUUCUUUCAUCGAACUUGCUGACAAUGCCGCUAAUCUUGCAACAUUGUUGUUCAGCAUGUGUUUGACUUUCUGUGGUGUUUUGGCUACUCCCGAAGCCAUGCCUAGAUUCUGGAUCUUCAUGUACAGAUGUAACCCAUUCACAUACUUGAUCCAGGGUAUUCUUUCCACAGCAUUGGCCAACUCAGACGUGGUUUGUGCAAGUCAAGAACUUCUUAAAUUCAAGCCAGCCAAUGGUCAAAGUUGUAAGGAUUACAUGGCACCCUACAUUCAAAAAGCAGGAGGAUACUUGCUUGACGGCGGAUCGACCUUCAUGUGUGAAUUUUGUCCUACGUCGUCGACCAACACUUUCUUGAAGUCUAUCAACGCUCUUUACAGCGAAAGAUGGAGAAACUUUGGAAUCUACAUUGCAUUCAUUGCAAUUAAUAUUCUUUUAACGAUUUUCUUCUACUACUUGGCUAGAGUGCCCAAGGGUAACAGAGAAAAGAAGAAGAAAACUAAACUAAUACCAUUAAUAGAUUAA